GACGAGCAGCAGACACUGCGCGGACGUCGAGCCCCUCCUUGCGCCUUGUUGCCGCGUCCGCCGAGCGACCUGCCUACGUCCUUCCUCGACCUCGACGUGGACGAAGAGGCCUGCGCAUCCACGUUGACGCCACCGCCGACGCCGGGCAGGCUCGACGAGCUCGUCCCUUCGAAGGACAACGUGCUGGUGUUCACGCUCGAUGUGGGCGAGGAGGCGGACGCACGCAUGGUCCGGCUCGACGGCGACGACGACGUUGACGUAGACCGCGAUGGCUUCGGGCUCGAGGAUGGACUCGAAAUCCUCGAGCGUGCGCGUCCACGCUGCAUGCCGUUUCGACCAGCACCGCCGAAGACACAUCCCCCCCUCGUUCUUCAGGAGUGUGGCACCCCGUUCGAUCAACACUCGCUCACCAGCAGCGCCGCGCAGGCGAGCAGCGGGCUCGCAAUGCCCGAGGAGGCAUGCCGGCCACGCCGCACGCCGUUUCGACCAGCACCGCUGAAGACGCGUCGCCCCUCGUUCUGCAGGAGCGCGGCACCCCGUUCUAUCGACAUCUGCUCACCAGCACGUCACCAUUCUGAGCUGGUUCAAUAUCGAAAGCGCCAGCACCAAUGCCACCGACACCGUCCUCUCAGCGCAUGCGCUCUCCUCCGGUAUCGGCUUCGUGCUCGCCUACACUGUGAUCUACAAAGGCGCCUCCUUUGCCAUACUCGCCGCCACCAUCCUCAUCUCCCAUUCCUCCACAAAGUUAGACGUCGCCGAUCUCCUCUCUGCGAUGUACCUCCCCAUCCCCUCUCCCACCAUCCUCUCCGU
Punctularia strigosozonata HHB-11173 SS5 is the source of this 810-nucleotide messenger RNA. RefSeq lists its product as uncharacterized. NCBI's taxonomy places the organism in Eukaryota, Fungi, Basidiomycota, Agaricomycetes, Corticiales, Punctulariaceae. The annotation marks the transcript as partial. The transcript has a single exon. The record is from RefSeq and is a predicted model, not a curated record.